AUGCAAUCGAUUUCACGUGUGUUUCGAGGUCGACAAAAUGCAACAGGUUAUCAGUCAAUAUUGUUAUCAAAAAUAAUAACAAAUAAAAGGAACCAAUUCAUUGUCAGUAUUUCUUCAUCUUCAUUUUCAACAAGUCGAACAACCAAAAUGGCUGCACCCGGUGAAAAAAUUGUGCCAGUUGAAGAGGUAAUCAUUUUUUUGUCCACUGUGAAUAUAUAGACACUAGAACCUUUGCGUACGUCCAAAAUACUGUCAUAAAAAGAAAAAAAAGAAAAAUAUUGUCGAACCAUUUAUAUUAAAAUGACCUUUAUUAUUUCGACUUUGACUUGCUUUUCCUUUUUAAAAUAUAAAUCAAAUUGAUCCCAUAAAACUAUGGUCCCAGAAAAAACACAUAAGUUAUGUUUUGGCCUUGUGUAAAUAUUGCCCUAUGCCAGACAUCAAAUUAUCAUUUCUUCCUAACAAAACACAAAAGAUCAAGAAUGUAUUUAUUUAUGCAGAAAAUUGGAAAAAAGUAAGGUUUUAAUUUCAGAUGCGUCGAUUCAUGAUUGAAUCAAUGACUACGGUUGGAACUACAGAAUCACAUGCAACACAAUUAGCAAAUGUAUUAUUAGAAGGGGAUAUACGAGGACAUUAUUCACAUGGAUUAAAUCGAUUAGGUUAG
Caenorhabditis angaria is the source of this 661-nucleotide messenger RNA. NCBI's taxonomy places the organism in Eukaryota, Metazoa, Nematoda, Chromadorea, Rhabditida, Rhabditidae. The record is from the annotation of a GenBank genome assembly.